UGAAGAAAGAGAUCACAUUGAACCAGAGAGAAUUUGUGAGAUAAGAAAAGUAAGGAAAAAGAAAGAAACAUGGGUUACUCGCAGAAGAUGAUGUUGGUAGUGAUGAUCUUGGGUGUUUUAAUGGUGGAAGAAAUCAGUGCACAAAAUAUACCAACUUGUGCAGCAGCUUUAGUACCAUGCGGUGAUUAUUUGAACUCCACAAAACCACCGGAAUCAUGCUGUAAACCACUUAAAGACACAAUUAAGACUCAGAGAAAAUGUUUAUGUGAUUUAUAUCAAGAUCCAACAAUAUUACCUGGUUUUGGUAUCAAUGUUACUCAAGCACUUAUGCUUCCCACAUACUGUGGUGUUAAAGAUUCAGUCAAUCUUUGCUCUAAAGCCGAAGCUCCAGCUCCAUCGAGUACUACUACUACUUCUCCCCCUCCUUCAGGUGUCCCUGGUGGUGGCGGCAAAAACGGAGCUACUCAGAUGGCAUGGAUUGGAUUUUCCAGCAUAGCCUUAUUCUGGGCAGCACUUUUGGCUUACUAGAGAAUGUUGAUCGUACUAAUUUGUGCUUCAAAUUUUCAAACAUGUGAUGAGGAGGGUCAUUUUAAUUCAGUUCAGUACUGUGUUUUUCUUAUUCUGAUUCAUUUGAAUAAAUCAGUGUGCCAUUUAUAUUUCUAUUGGUUGGGCGAGUGGCAUUGUUGUUGAGACUUGUUGUGUUGGUUGAAAACAUUUAUGAAUCAUCAUCAUUCAUGACAUAUUUGCUUGGAA
Papaver somniferum (opium poppy) is the source of this 753-nucleotide messenger RNA. Its product is annotated as lipid transfer-like protein VAS. The record is from RefSeq and is a predicted model, not a curated record. Lineage: Eukaryota; Viridiplantae; Streptophyta; Magnoliopsida; Ranunculales; Papaveraceae. The transcript is spliced from 3 exons. Bases 70 to 528 code for a protein of 152 amino acids.